Columba livia (rock pigeon) is the source of this 4884-nucleotide messenger RNA. It is a transcript of the gene MICALL2, whose product is annotated as MICAL like 2. The record is from RefSeq and is a predicted model, not a curated record. NCBI's taxonomy places the organism in Eukaryota, Metazoa, Chordata, Aves, Columbiformes, Columbidae. The transcript has 19 exons. Gene Ontology annotation, molecular function: protein binding. Bases 1077 to 3476 code for a protein of 799 amino acids.
AGGGUGCUCAGCACAGGGUCCAACAAGCCGGACGCCGAGGAGAGGCGGGCACCACGCGGAAGCGUUUCUGUGCAGCUCUUCAAGUGUUACCGUGGCUCUUCGGCAGCUUUGUCAGCCGCACGAGAUCUGGUGAGUUGUUUUAAGUGACGCGGUUGUAUGAACCCGCCAUUGCGGAGCUGCCCUUGGCCACCUGGCCCCCUCUGUGGGGACAAGGAGCAGAGGCGGCCGCGGGCCAUGGGUGAGGGUGCUGGUGCCCAAUGGGCUGUCCCCGCGGCUGCCCCGUCCAUCCCCAGCCAGGAUCAAGCCUCCAGGCAGCCGUGCUUCACCUCCCUCACAGACUCCCAGUGUCAGGGGUUGAAGGGCCCUGGAAAGCUCAUGCAGUGCAAUCCCCCCAUGGAGCAGGAACACCCAGAUGAGGUUACACAGGAAGGUGUCCAGGCGGGUUGGAAUGUCUGCACAGAAGGAGACUCCACAACCUCCCUGGGCAGCCUGGGCCAGGCUCUGCCACCCUCACUGGGAAGAAGCUUCUUCUCAAAUCUAAAUGGAGCCUCCUGUGUUCCAGUUUGUGCCCACUGCGCCUUGUCCUGUCACUGGUUGUCACCCAGAAGAGCCUGGCUCCAUCCUCCUGACACUCCCCCUUUCCAUAUUGAUCACCACUAAUAAGGUUUCCCCCCUCAGUCUCCUCCAAGUUCCAGAGCCCCAGCUCCCUCAGCCUUUCCUCCCUCCUCCUCCUCACACCUCCACGAAGGCAACCCGAUUUGUGCAAGGGCGUGGAGGAAGUUUCCCGAGUCCCCUGGGCAUAAGCACAACGUGUGGGGUCCCAUAUCGGGACAGGGUCAUGUCGGGGGAGCCGCCGCUCCCGUCUCCCCGCCCCCGCGCAGCUCGGCCCCGGGCGAGGCGGAGGGAGGCCCUGAGGGGCCGCCGCCCGCCCCUCGCCCGCCCCUUUCCCCGCCUCCUCCCCGCCACACGCCGGCUGCCUCCGGCCGGGCUCGGCGCGGCGCAGCGAGGGGCUCCCGCCGAGCCGCCGCGGGGCCUCCCGCGGGACCUCCCGCCGCCUCCCCCGGCCCGUCGAGCCCAUGGCGGCUAUCCAGAACCUGCAGCUGUGGUGCAAGCAGCAGUGUGAGGGCUACCGCGAUGUCAGCAUCACCAACAUGACCACCUCCUUCCGCGACGGCCUCGCCUUCUGCGCCAUCCUGCACCGCCACCGGCCCGACCUCAUAAACUUCGACUCCCUCAGUAAAGAAAAUGUGUAUGAGAACAACAAGUUGGCAUUCCGAGUGGCGGAGCAGGAGCUGGGGAUCCCAGCCUUGCUGGAUGCAGAGGAUAUGGUUGCUCUGAGGGUACCAGACAGGCUGAGCAUCCUCACCUAUGUUUCUCAGUAUUACAACUACUUCCAUGGACGGUCUCCUAUUGGAGGCAUGGCUGGAAUCAAACGUCCUUCCUCCGAACCUCAGGAGCAGCCUCUUGGGAAGAAAACUAUUUCGGAACCUCCUAAGCCGGUGCCACCAAAACUGCCUCCUGCCCACCCACCGGCCAGAGCUAAGCCAAAAGAAACCACUCCAGCCACCACAAAAGGGGUCCUAGCAGAGACCGGGAAUAUCCCCAGCAGCAGCUGCGGGGUCUGCGGGAACCACGUGCACCUGGUGCAGCGCUACUUGGUUGACGGGAAGCUCUACCACAGGAACUGCUUCAGGUGCAGGCAGUGUUGGAAUGUGCUUCUUCCUGGAAGCUACAAAGCUGGGCCUGAGCCCGGUACGUUCAUCUGUACCAGCCACCAGCAACCAGACAAUGUCCAGAUCUCUGGUCUCCGCAGCGCUGGGAACAAACCUGAGAGUACCCCAGCCCCUACUGCUGCCAGGGCAUUCCAGAAAGUGGCAGAACCCAAGAAACCAGAGCAGGUGUUGAAGAAACCCAGCCAGGAGAGCCCUGCUAGUUCAACCAAGUCAUCUGUUUCAUCUUCCGGAAGCUCUGGCUUCAGAAGUGUGAAUACUCCAUGGUCCUCUUCAGUGGUAAAUAAAUCAGAUGACUGCAAAGGAACCCCGUUGGGAAAUAAAACGGGUCACCAUGAAGGUACCUCAUCAGGGCCUCUUCGGACAACCUCCGCAACAAAAACACAGCAAGCCCGAGAAGAUUUUUUUCGGUCAUUAGAAUCCUCCAGCAAUAAAUCCUCUGACACUAAGAACCAAGAUCCUCCUCCUUCUUCUAAUGGCCCUGGUAAAACUGCUUCUGCCAGGGCCACUAUUGAGGUUGGUUCAGCGACUGCUGAGAAGGACCAGGCACGUAACCGUAUCAUACAGGCUCUGGCUGGAUCAAACCACUCUCUGAACAGGCCAAGAGGAUUCAGUUCCACUGGCUCCUCAACGUCCAGCAGUGACAAGCUUCCUCCCACCAGUUCUCAGUGGCAGAGUCCAGCUCCAAAAGCGCCGUCCAGUAAAACAGGGAACACAGCACUAAAACAGGAGAAGGUGACAGACCCUCUGCCCAAGAGCCCGGCUGCCAGCAAACCUGGUGACUCUGUGCACAAGCCAGAGUCGAAAGGCGUCAAAGGAAGCAUGAAUGUUGGUGAAGACAAGACUGAGAGCCCAGCAGAGUGGAGAUCUCGGUUGAAACCUGUAGCCAACAAAGACCAAGGUGGCUCUAAGAAACCUACUGAUAACUCCCAGGUGGGAACAGGCAGCCCAGCACACAAGGAGACAAAGCCAAGUCCGUUAGUUGUCCCAUCAGCAAAGCAGGACUCUGCUUCAUCUGGUGGAUUCAUGAAGAAGAAGUUGAUCCCCAGCUCAGAUCUUAUCAGGAGCUGUCAGAAUUCACAGCAAGGCUGGGAAGACCCUGGGGGCUCAGCCAAGAAGGAGGAAGAGGGCAACCAGUUGAAGAAAAGCACUACCACAUUCAAACCCUCUGUUCCGAAAAGCAUCCAGAGCCCCGAAGCAGUGUCACCAACCAAGCUACACCCAGACUACCUCCCCGAGGAGCAAAUCCAGGAGAAGGUGCGUGACAUCGAGAAGCAGCUGGAUGAACUGGAAUUAAAAGGAGUGGAUCUGGAGAAGCAGCUGCGUGGCUGCGAGGGAGAUGAGUCUGAGGAUGCCCUCAUGGUGGAUUGGUUCAAACUGAUCCAUGAGAAACAGCUGUUGCUCAGACAGGAGUCGGAGUUGAUGUACAAGAUGAAGCAGCAGAAGCUGGAGGAGCAGCAGUGGAACAUUGAGACAGAGCUGCGACACCUCAUGAGCAAACCAGAGGAACUGAAGACACCCAGGGAGAAGGAGCGAGAGAAGGAGCUGCUGGAGUCGUACCUGAACACGGUCAAUGAUCGGAAUAGUAUUGUGGAGUGCCUGGAUGAGGACAGGCUCAGAGAGCAAGAGGAGGACCAGAUGUUGGCAGACAUGAUCCAGAGGUUGGAUGGAUCUCGAGAGAGCCAGGAGACAGAGAAGAAGAAGACCAAGUUCCGCUUGUCCAAAAUAUGGAAGCAGAAGAAAUAAGAGUAAAGCUCAGGAGUGAUGUUUGCACAGAGGCCAAGGGAGGGCUGUCAAAGGUAUGUUCCUUCCUCACUGCUGCUUUCCUGGAGUCGUGCCGGACUGUCAUGAGGCUUCUCUGCUCCCUGCCAUGGAGGCUGCAGGUUUGUGGACCAAAGGGACAGUGUGAAUCCCCUCUGGCCCUGCUGUGGGGCCCCAGGAUACCUUUUCCAGAAGAUGGACUUUUGAGACUGUUUUACUUCUUUGGAUCUAGCUCAGAGCUGGCUCCAGCCUCGUUGGCAGCUCAGGAGGGCAGAUCUCCAUUUGCCCAGUCACUGCUUGAGUCAUUAGAGUCCGGAACGAGCCUGGCACUGUGUGUCACCCCACGGUGCCCCACUCCUGUCGGCCAGGGCUCAGCAAGGACACUGCGCUGCUCUGCGAAAGGGCUGUUCUCCCUCCCUUCCUUCCCCCAGCAUGUGCUGUGGCUCUUUGACCAGAAUCAGAGAUGCAGAGAGGGAGGUGCUAUGGGGCAAGAGAUGUUGAAGAUCUUAUUACUCCAGUGCAAACUGGAGCUGUGGGCCGCACAGGCCGAGGGAGGCAGAGAGCAGAACCACCUCUGAUCUAUGGGGUGGAAUGGCCUAGACCAGAGCGGUUCCAGCAAUAGUGCUCUGUUUCCAGACCUCCUUUGGGGAGUUGCUGUAGGCUGGUUUCUCAAAGCCAUGAGAGGUUGCUCACUGCUUUAUUCCCUCUAUGGGGGACAUUUGUAGCUUCCUUCUUUUUUCUGACUGCACAGUGAAGCAGGGUUUUCAUUGUCUGUGGCCCAUUCUACUGAAAACAGACAGGAGUUUUGUUUUAACGACCUGGUGCUAACUGGGAGCAGAAGGGCAUUAACAGGUUUGCCUCACCCAUGAGUCUUCUGCGUGGGACUGAUAUUUCAGUUCCUGAGUCUCUGUCCCUCACAGCUGGCAUCCUCAAGGGUGCUGCAAUUCUCCUUGGUGAGAGUACCAGCAGGUCCUGUUGGCAGCGAGUCCUUCUUUUCCCAGUCAGCCUGGGGAGCAGGGAUGGAGACAGGCAGGGAAAGAUCGGAUUCGUUUGUGAUGCCUCUGGCUCUGGUAUGUGCGGGCUUCCCUCCUCCCUUCAAACCGGGUGCUUUGAGGUUUCUCUGCGUCCUGUUCUCCAGAAGGACCUGGGAUUUUGCAGCUUGCUGCACGCUGUGCCUGGUGGCAAAGCAGAGGCGAUGCGUCCCUUACCCACGAGGUGGCAGUGGGACUCUCUGUCCCAGGCAGCCGCCCUGGGCACCGCAGGGGUGUGCGUCAUGAGGUACCAAGCGCCCGAGGGGGUUCCUGGUGCCUCCCGGGUGUGCCGUGUGUGUGCAUGUGGUGGGACACCCUGUACCUGCAUACGCUUUUGUCCAAUAAAGAAUUGCUGGACCAAA